This is a messenger RNA of Chaetura pelagica (chimney swift), 1656 nucleotides long. RefSeq names its product copine II (gene CPNE2). The record is from RefSeq and is a predicted model, not a curated record. The transcript is spliced from 16 exons. Gene Ontology annotation, biological process: cellular response to calcium ion. Gene Ontology annotation, cellular component: plasma membrane. NCBI's taxonomy places the organism in Eukaryota, Metazoa, Chordata, Aves, Apodiformes, Apodidae. Gene Ontology annotation, molecular function: calcium-dependent phospholipid binding.
GGAGCUGCUGUCCCGGGGCUCAUGGCGCACACGGUGCCCCCCGCGCCGGCGGGGCCCGGCGGUGCCCAGUGCUGUGUCUGCAGGGUCGAGUUGUCUGUCUGUGGCCAGAACCUUCUGGACAGGGAUGUCACUUCCAAAUCCGACCCCUUCUGCGUCCUCUUCAUGGAAGUCAACGGGAAGUGGGUGGAGCUGGACAGGACAGAGACAGCUGUGAACAACCUCAACCCAGCUUUUGCCAAGAAGUUCAUUGUUGACUACCACUUUGAAGAAGUGCAGAAGCUUAAGUUUGCCCUGUUUGACCAGGACAAGUCGAGCAUGCAGCUGUAUGAGCAUGACUUCCUGGGUGAAUUCUCCUGUACCCUGGGCAUGAUUGUGUCCAGCAAGAAAAUCACCAGGACCCUCCUCCUGGGGAAUGGGAAGCCAGCCGGGAAAGGGAUGAUAACGAUAGCUGCCCAGGAGCUCUCAGAUAACAGGGUGAUUACUCUCAGCAUGGCCGGCAGGAAACUGGACAAAAAGGACUUGUUUGGAAAGUCAGACCCCUUCUUGGAGUUUUACAAACCAGGUGACGAUGGGAAGUGGAUGCUGGUCCACAGAACAGAGGUGAUCAAGUACACCCUGGACCCUGUCUGGAAGCCCUUCACUGUGCCUUUGGUGUCCCUGUGUGAUGGAGACGUUGAGAAGCCGGUCAAGGUGGUGUGUUAUGACUAUGACAGUGAUGGGGGACACGACUUCAUUGGGGAGCUCCAGACCUCGGUGGCCAGGAUGUGUGAAGCUCAAGAUGCCCUUCCACUGGAGCUGGAGUGCAUCAACCCCAAGAAGCAGAAGAAGAAAAAGAAUUACAAGAACUCUGGGAUCAUCAUCGUCAAGUCCUGCAAAAUAACCAGAGAUUUCUCCUUCCUGGACUACAUUCUGGGAGGCUGCCAGCUGAUGUUCACUGUUGGGAUUGACUUCACAGCCUCCAAUGGAAACCCACGAGACCCCUCCUCCUUGCACUACAUCAACCCCAUGGGGACAAACGAGUACUUGUCAGCUCUCUGGUCUGUUGGCCAGAUCAUCCAGGACUACGACUCAGACAAGAUGUUUCCUGCUCUGGGAUUUGGUGCCCAGCUCCCACCGGACUGGAAGGUGUCCCACGAGUUUGCCAUUAACUUCAACCCCACAAACCCCUUCUGUUCAGGUGUGGAGGGCAUUGUCCAAGCCUACUCAGCCUGCCUGCCCCACAUCCGCUUCUACGGACCCACCAACUUCUCCCCCAUCAUCAACCACGUGGCUCGGUUUGCAGCCCAGGCCACCCAGCAGCAGGCUGCCUCUCAAUACUUCAUCCUCCUCAGCAUCACGGACGGGGUGAUCAGCGACAUGGACUAGACGCGGCAGGCGGUGGUGCAGGCCUCCCGGCUGCCCAUGUCCAUCAUCAUCGUGGGGGUGGGCAACGCCGACUUCGCCGCCAUGGAGUUCCUGGACGGGGAUGGGCGGGUGCUGCGCUCCCACACCGGCGAGGAGGCCCUGAGGGACAUCGUCCAGUUCGUGCCCUUCCGCGAUUUCCGCAACGCCCCCAAGGAGACCCUGGCCAAGGCGGUGCUGGCGGAGCUGCCCCAGCAGGUUGUGCAGUACUUCAAGCAGCAGAACCUGCCGCCCAUCAACUCGGAGCCGGCCUAG